ACACAAACAAAUAAUAGUAACACUUUCAAAGUAACCAGCAAUUGUGCUUUUUUCCUCCACUCCCCGAACAUGCAUUCAUCUGGGUAUCUAAACAGAGGAUAGCAAAUCUCCAGGUUUUUCGUUUCUUUUCUGUGAUGAUUAGAGGGGAAAGUUAAAUAAUUAAAAAAAAAUCCAGGAACAAAGUGGAUUCAUUGAACCUGGACAUUACUUGGUUUCUUGCUUCUCUUCAGGUGAAUUAGCUGUUCUUAUCUAGCAUGGGUCAUUCUAGUGUUGAGGCAGAAGAAACAAAAGAGAUGGAUAUCAGAAGUUUUUCAUCCUCGCGACACAACCAAACGCCCUAUAUUCACAAGGUUGGAGUCCCCCCAAAACAGGAUAUAUUCAAGGAGUUUAAGACUACUGUGAAGGAAACGUUCUUUGCAGACGAUCCACUGCGUUGCUUUAAGGAUCAACCAAGGUCAAGGAAGUUUGUCCUUGGUUUACAGGCUAUAUUUCCAAUACUAGAAUGGGGUAGAAGCUAUAAUUUUGCUAAAUUCAGAGGUGAUCUUAUCGCUGGUCUCACCAUUGCAAGCCUUUGCAUUCCUCAGGACAUUGGCUAUUCAAAGCUUGCAAAUUUAGCUCCUCAGUAUGGAUUAUACUCCAGCUUUGUUCCGCCUCUGAUUUAUGCCUUCAUGGGCAGCUCGAGAGAUAUAGCCAUAGGGCCUGUGGCUGUUGUCUCACUCUUGUUAGGUACUCUACUCCGGAAUGAAAUUGAUCCGACUACAAAUCCACAUGAGUAUCUGAGGCUUGCAUUUACAGCUACCUUUUUUGCUGGCAUUACUCAGGCUACUCUUGGGAUCCUAAGAUUGGGCUUCUUAAUUGACUUCCUAUCUCACGCUGCUGUUGUUGGCUUCAUGGGUGGUGCUGCAAUUACGAUUGCACUUCAGCAACUUAAAGGGUUUUUAGGCAUAAAGAAGUUUACUAAGAAAACAGAUAUCGUAUCUGUAAUGAAAUCAGUGUUGCAUUCAGCCAACCAUGGAUGGAACUGGCAGACAAUUCUCAUUGGAGCAACCUUUUUAACUUUCCUUUUGUUCGCAAAGUACAUUGGUAAGAAGAACAAAAGGCUGUUCUGGGUACCUGCAAUUGCGCCGUUGAUUUCUGUCAUUCUUUCCACCUUCUUUGUCUACAUUACUCAUGCUGAAAAAAAGGGAGUCGCGAUUGUAGGACACAUUGAGAAAGGAAUAAAUCCUCCUUCAGUCAAGGAAAUAUAUUUCACUGGUGACUAUCUCUUAAAAGGGCUUAGGACUGGUAUUGUAGCUGGCAUGAUUGCAUUGACGGAAGCUGUUGCAAUUGGAAGAACCUUUGCUUCAAUGAAGGACUACCAGUUGGACGGAAACAAAGAGAUGGUGGCACUUGGAGCUAUGAAUAUUGUUGGCUCAAUGACUUCCUGCUAUGUAGCAACAGGUUCCUUCUCUCGCUCAGCCGUAAAUUACAUGGCUGGCUGCCAAACUGCAGUUUCCAACAUUGUCAUGUCUGUUGUCGUGUUCCUAACUUUGGAAUUCAUAACCCCUCUUUUUAAAUAUACUCCGAAUGCAAUCCUUGCUGCCAUCAUUAUCUCUGCCGUACUUGGUUUAAUUGACUAUGAAGCUGCAAUUUUGAUUUGGAAGAUUGACAAAUUUGAUUUUGUCGCUUGCAUGGGGGCAUUUUUUGGCGUGGUUUUUGCCUCUGUUGAGAUUGGUCUUUUAAUUGCGGUCACAAUAUCAUUUGCUAAGAUUCUCCUCCAAGUCACAAGGCCGCGAACAGCUACUCUUGGUAGGAUACCCCGGACAAAUGUAUAUAGAAACAUUCAGCAAUACCCUGAGGCAACAAAAGUUCCUGGUGUAUUGAUUGUGAGAGUAGAUUCAGCUAUAUACUUCUCAAACUCUAACUACAUAAAGGAAAGGAUAUUGAGAUGGUUAACGGAUGAGGAAGAACAACUAAAAGCAGCUGGCCUUCCUAAAAUUCAAUUCUUGAUUGUUGAGAUGUCACCUGUUACUGACAUUGACACCAGUGGCAUCCAUGCCUUGGAUGAGUUGCUCAGAAGCCUAAAAAAAAGAGGUGUUCAGCUUGUUCUCUCGAACCCCGGAAGAGUGGUGAUUGACAAGCUACAUGCAUCCAAUUUUCCAAGUCAAAUCGGCGAGGACAAGAUAUUUCUCACAGUUGCAGAUGCUGUGCUAACCUGUUCACUAAAAUUGCCAGAAGAAGUUUAACAAUGUAAAGAAUGGAUGCAAAAGAAAAAAUCAACCAGAGCCAAAAUUGAAUAGAGUACAUAUAUAGAGUGAUAAAUAAAGGCACUGGAUUCUAUUUUUAGUGAGUGGUGGGAUCCUCAGAAAAGUGAUAUGAUACUAAUCCAAAACAGAUGGUGGUCCUAGCUAGCCAAUUGCGAUAAGGAGUUCUUAUUUGGUUUUUAAAGUUAGUACAUGUUAGCCAUGCUUUUAACUUUUAUGGUUAAAAUAUAGUCGUCCAUAAGAAUUCCCUUGUCUUCCUUGUUUAUGCUGCAGGCAAUUAUGUACUAAUUAAACUCCUCUUGUGAUCAUAAUCUGUAAAAUAUAUGAGAUGGUUCGCUGGCAACAUCUACAAAGCUAAGUGUUUUUAGUUUUAUUGUCA
Messenger RNA from Nicotiana attenuata, 2622 nucleotides. RefSeq names its product sulfate transporter 1.3-like. NCBI's taxonomy places the organism in Eukaryota, Viridiplantae, Streptophyta, Magnoliopsida, Solanales, Solanaceae. The transcript is spliced from 14 exons. The record is from RefSeq and is a predicted model, not a curated record. Gene Ontology annotation, biological process: transmembrane transport. Gene Ontology annotation, molecular function: secondary active sulfate transmembrane transporter activity. Gene Ontology annotation, cellular component: membrane. The coding region runs from base 255 to 2225 and encodes 656 amino acids.